AUGCGCACAACUUCAGGUGACAAAGGUGUUGCCCACUUCAAGACGCAUCGGCGCCUUCAGCGAUUGGAUAAACGACCGCAUAAACGUAUCCUAAAAGCAACUCCAGCCGCUCUUGAAGUGUGCCUCGAUCAGGGCGCCUGGUCGGAAGACUUUCGAUUUUCCUACACUGCUGCUGACGAUUUCAAACUCGGACCAUUCCGUGAAGCGUGUCCCGGCCAGGAUACCUGGCCGAGAAGUUUUAAGUUCCUCCUGCUGACGGUGCAACCCGGACCAGUUCGUGUGUCCCGGCCAGGGUACCUGUUCGAGAACUUUCAAGUUCCUCCUGCUCACGGUUCAACCCGGACCAGUUCGUGUGUCCCGGCCAGGGUACCUGGCCGAGAACUUUCAACUCAUCUGCCCACCUGCCGACGGUUCAAGUUCCUCCAGCUCACGGUUCAACCCGGACCAGUUCGUGUGUCCCGGCCAGGGUACCUGGCCGAGAACUUUCAACUCAUCUGCCCACCUGCCGACGGUUCAAGUUCCUCCAGUUCGUGUGUCCCGGCCAGGGUACCUGGCCGAGAACUUUCAACUCAUCUGCCCACCUGUCGACGGUUCAAGUUCCUCCAGCUCACGGUUCAACCCGGACCAGUUCGUGUGUCCCGGCCAGGGUACCUGGCCGAGAACUUUCAACUCAUCUGCCCACCUGCCGACGGUUCAAGUUCCUCCAGCUCACGGUUCAACCCGGACCAGUUCGUGUGUCCCGGCCAGGGUACCUGGCCGAGAACUUUCAACUCAUCUGCCCACCUGCCGACGGUUCAAGUUCCUCCAGUUCGUGUGUCCCGGCCAGGGUACCUGGCCAAGAACUUUCAACUCAUCUGCCCACCUGUCGACGGUUCAAGUUCCUCCAGCUCACGGUUCAACCCGGACCAGUUCGUGUGUCCCGGCCAGGGUACCUGGCCGAGAACUUUCAACUCAUCUGCCCACCUGCCGACGGUUCAAGUUCCUCCAGCUCACGGUUCAACCCGGACCAGUUCGUGUGUCCCGGCCAGGGUACCUGGCCGAGAACUUUCAACUCAUCUGCCCACCUGCCAACGGUUCAAGUUCCUCCAGUUCGUGUGUCCCGGCCAGGGUACCUGGCCGAGAACUUUCAACUCAUCUGCCCACCUGUCGACGGUUCAAGUUCCUCCAGCUCACGGUUCAACCCGGACCAGUUCGUGUGUCCCGGCCAGGGUACCUGGCCUAGAACUUUCAACUCAUCUGCCCACCUGCCGACGGUUCAAGUUCCUCCAGCUCACGGUUCAACCCGGACCAGUUCGUGUGUCCCGGCCAGGGUACCUGGCCGAGAACUUUCAACUCAUCUGCUCAGCUGCUGACGGUUCAAGUUCCUCCAGCUCACGGUUCUACCCGGACAACCUUGUGACGCCUGGACCCCGGUUAGGACGCCUGGACUGCUUUGAUUCUGCGUUACGGUUGUCGAUCAAGGUUUCCUGAUAGUGUUAUCACACCGGAGCAAGAUGGAGGCUUUUUUUUGGGAAGCCGUUCAGCGAAAGAUCGGACAAGUAAGCGACGCUGUUCAGUCAAUCAUUAAACUGCAGAAGCUUUGCGGCAGCAGCGCACUUGGCCUAAUCGAUGCUGGCGAUAUCCCAGAAAUGGUAGACGAUUCGAAAACCAGACUCGCCAGGAUGAGCGAAGAGGAAAUCAUCAAAAUGUUCGGCAAACCUUUGUCGCCGGAUGACAUUUUACUGA
Molecule: messenger RNA, 1725 nt
Organism: Culex pipiens pallens (northern house mosquito)
Lineage: Eukaryota; Metazoa; Arthropoda; Insecta; Diptera; Culicidae
Exons: 3
Coding region: 1-1470 (489 amino acids)
Source: RefSeq, a predicted model, not a curated record